AGGAGUCGAGGGCUGGAGGGACCCGCGGCCACCAACUCCCAGCUGGAGACUGAGCCCGUUUGGGAGUUCCCAGGUCCUGCCCUCUGGCACUGGGUCCUCGAGGCUGCUCCCGAGGCUGCUGCACCCCCUGAGCCCCCCAGUCCCCCCCGGGGAUGCUGCCCUGGCUCAAGCCCUGUCAGGGAGGAAUUUAUGGCUUUGGAGGAAGCAAAGCAACCAGAAACUUCUGCUCGAACUCACAGCUCAGCAGAGGGGUUUUUUGUGCUCUAAACCCCCAAUCUUCUUCAUGUUUUUUUGAGCUUAAAUGUGGCCUCUUCCAGCUCCUGACCCGUGCCUGUGGUGGCACAGAGUGCUCCUCACAGCCGGGGCGCUGGGGCACCUCGUCCUGCUGGUGCUGGUGGUGCUCCGAAAUGUGAGUGUUUUUCAGGGCUCUCCAGGUCCUGAAAGUGACCCCAGAGUUGAGAUCCAGGCCAGGAACCAGACGGAGCGAUGCAUCUUCCCAUUCCUGGUGUGGUACUUCUGCCAGCCCCAGGGGCAGAGCCCCCCAGCCCCUGCUGGCUGCAAGUUGUGCCCCCAGGACUGGCAGCUCCGUGGGGAGAGAUGCUACUGGCUCUCCAAGGAAUCGGGGAACUGGACCCAGGGCAGGAAAAGCUGCAAAGAUCAGGGCUCUGAGCUGGUGGUGCUCAAGAACGAGACAGAAAUGGAGAACAUCGAGAGUGUCACAGGCAGGUGCCCGUGGUCAGUGUGGGUCGGGUUGAGGUCGCAGCAGAAGGAGUGGACGUGGGUGGACAACACCCCCUACGACCCCCACAGGUUUGGGGACCUGCCGAAGCUGGAUAAAUUGUGUGGGACCCUGAAAGGCAAGAGCUUGGAUGUUGAUGUCUGUGCCAGUGACCACAAGUGGGUUUGCCAAAAAACCCCUUUCCAGCUCUCCCCGCCCACGGCAGGAGACGUUGGGAACUGGAUGAUGCCUCCAUCUGACACACUCGGGCACGGACCCCGUGCGGUACAAAAAAAAAUUUUAUUACCAUUUUUUCAUGGUUUACGCACCCCGUUACAUCAGCAGUAAA
This is a messenger RNA of Chiroxiphia lanceolata (lance-tailed manakin), 1067 nucleotides long. RefSeq names its product killer cell lectin-like receptor subfamily G member 1. Lineage: Eukaryota; Metazoa; Chordata; Aves; Passeriformes; Pipridae. Bases 302 to 1066 code for a protein of 254 amino acids. The transcript is spliced from 6 exons. The record is from RefSeq and is a predicted model, not a curated record.